AUGCGGUUACCAUCACGGCGGCACCAUGCCGCGCCACGACGAAUGACCACGACUUCGGCCUUUUUACUUCUCGCCUUGUCGUCAUUGUCGAGCGCCAUCACAUUCACCCCAGCUCCUGCGGCAAACCUCGACUUCUCCAAACUCGGCCGAGUAGCUCUGGCCGGUGACUUCUCGGGGAUUUCGCUCUACGAAUUCGAGGGGCAGAAUGAGAGGCCAUACAGCACCAAUGGCAGCGAACAGCUCCUCGCGAGGAUGCCCAACGGCGCCUUCGCCCCAGUCGCCAACACCGACGCGACGAUCCGAACAAUGUGCGCCUUCGAGGUCGGCGGACGUACUGUUGUGAUGGUUGGCGGGAAUUUCACGAGCAUUGGAGCGGUUGACUCCGAGGUUCAGCAGUCGCCUGGCAUGGCACUUUUCGACCCAGCGACAGCCGAGAUUACGCCCUUACCGGGGCUCUCUGGCCAGGUCAAUGCAGUGCUGUGCGAUCAGCAAGCAAAUAUUGUGUAUGUCGGUGGAAGCUUUGUGGGUGCGAACUCAACCAAUGCGAUUGCUUGGCAAGGAGAAUCACAAACAUGGACGAAUCUCCCAUUUGCGGGGUUUAAUGGACCGGUAGCGUCGAUAAGCAAGGCGUCCAACGGGAACAUCAUCUUCGGCGGCAGUUUCACGGGUCUGGGAAAUGCGAGUGCUCCAAGCACGCCAGAUGGCCAAGUCAUCAACCUGUCGACAGCAAGCAUUAGCAGCGGUUCUUCGACUUCUACCCAGGGUUUCAGUGAUCCGAGAAAUAUCAUUUGCAAGACUGGCGGAGCUGACGGCGCAGGAAGCACCUGGUUGCUCCAGGACGGCACCCCGGGCUUCUGGUCCGCCAAGUUCGGAUUCGGAUUCCAGCCCACCAAAUUACGCCUUUACAACACUCGCCAGGAUGGCAGGGGAACACAGACAUGGCGGUUCACGGCUCUGCCCAUCAACGGGAUUAUGAACUUCACCUAUAUCGACCCAGCCACCCAGACAAAUAAGAGCUGCACGAGCGAAUGCCCACUCAGCAACCACCCGGAUCUCAAAUUUCAAGAUUUCCACUUUGUCAACGUCAUUGGCAUGAACGAGUUCCGCAUCGACAUUUCGAGGUUCUACGGCAGUGGUGGGGGUUUGAACGGGAUUGAACUGUUCGCGGACGAUAUCUACUCGUAUGCCAUCAACGAUUUCAACGAGCCAGCAUGCGCAGGCGGCGAAUUCCCAUCGGAAGCGACUAUCACUGGACCUUGGACAGCUACGCCUUCUCAACAAAGCACCUCUGAAUAUCUUACUGCCCGCCUUUCUGGACCUAUUACUAAUACUUCGGCGUCUGUGGUGUUCACUCCGGAUAUUCGGGAAUCCGGCCACUACUCGCUCAACCUUUACACCCCUGGUUGUUUGCAGGACAACACGUGCUCUACCCGUGGCCGUGUCAAGCUUACCGGACAGAUGACAGCUGAUCGCACCAAGAGUGAGCCAAUCGACCUGGAUCUCUACCAGACCAACAACUAUGACAAGUACGACCAGAUUUACUUCGGCGCCGUCGAUGCUAGCUCAGGUAGCUUCCGCCCCCGUGUCACCAUGACCCCUCUUGCCGGACAGUCCUUGGACGAGAUGACGUUUGUCGCACAGCGCAUUAGCUUCACCUUGAUUAAUAGCACAGGUGGUCUGAAUGGGCUGUACGAGUACACGCCUGGCAGAGCAGUCAAUGCGAGCGAUUUCAUGAGCUCUGCUUUCAACCGCUUGGGAGCUAGUUUCAGGACCGGCUCCGUCGUUAACGCUCUUGCGACGUCAGGUGACACCACCUAUAUUGCUGGCAACUUUAGCGCCGGCAAUGUUCGAAACAUCGUUGCACUGCAGGGCAACGACGCCAACCCCAGACAGCUCGGUGGCACUCUGAAUGGCGAGGUCGAGUCGUUGUUUCUUAACGGGACCAACCUCUUUGUGGGUGGCGGUUUUAACGGCACUGUCAGCGGCUCCUCAGCUGGGCUAAGCAAUGUUGCGGUUUACGAUACCUCGAGCCGCACCUGGCGUCCCCUGGGCGCUGGCGUCAACGGAAUUGUCCAGCACGUGGUUGGUAUGACCAUGAACAUCACCAGCUCGACACCUGAACUUGUGGUUGCCGUCAAUGGAGAUUUCGAUCAGCUGCGGGCUUUUGGCAACAGUCCGGCUGUUGAGGUGGAGGGGUUUGGCAUCUGGGUUCCCUCUCAAGGGAAUUGGUUGCAGAACUUGGACCUGCCGGUUGAGUUGAUUGAAGGAAUGUUGUCAGCCUCGAUUCUCAACGUUGACAGCGAAACCUCCCUCUAUGCCGGCUCGCUUGUCUCCAGGGCUCUUGGCGCCUCGGGAGCCGCGAUCCUGGGCGAGGAUCUCAGCCGCUUCCCUGUCAAGAUCCGCCCUACUCCAACUGCCUCCAGCACCAGUGCUCUGUCGAAGCGAGAUGAUGCCCUGGCGGAUAAGGGUCUGUCGGGCAUCGUCACUGGCGUUUUCGACUCUAGCAACAGCAGAAACCUCACCAUUCUGGGCGGGCACUUUACUGCUACAGAUAGCGACGGUUCCGAAAUCCACAAUCUCGCCAUUAUUGAUGGCGCUGAUGGUGAUAAGGUCUCUGGCUUCGGGCAAGAAAUCGCCCAGAACUCGACAUUUGUCGCCUUGGCUGUGCACGGAGAUACUCUAUUUGCUGGUGGCAAAGUGAGGGGCAACGUGAACGGUGUCAAUGUCAGCGGGCUUGUCACCUACAACCUCGCCAGCAAGUCCUUCAACACCCAACCCCAAGCCUUGUCUGGCGAUAAUGGCACAGUUUCUGCUAUUGCCGUGCGUGGUACCACUGGCGAUGUGUACGUCGGAGGAUCCUUCAGAUCGGCUGGCUCUUUGGGCUGCAACGGUGUCUGCUUCUAUAGCACCGCUUCGUCUCAGUGGAUUCAGCCUGGACAGAACAUGGCCGGUGCUGUUCACUCGCUGAUGUGGAUUUCCGACAACAUCUUGCUUGCUGGCGGCAACCUCACAGUCAACAACACCGUCUCGACUUUCCUUGCCACCUACAACACCGAAACCCAAACCUGGGACAACUAUCCCGGCGCCAGCAACCUUCCUGGCCCAGUCUCGGCCCUCACCAAGGGCAACAAUGAGGGCACUCACAUCUGGGCUACUGGCAUCAAUACCAAUGGCACAGUCUACCUGGCCAAGUCGGAUGGCACCACCUGGCGCUUCGCCGACGAGUCUCUCGAGGCUGGCACAGAUAUCCGUGGUCUCCAAAUAUUUUCUCUCACCUCUUCUCACGACAACACUGACCUGAUCGAUUCCAGCGAGGCUCUGAUGCUUACUGGUUCUAUCGUCCUUCCCGGCUUCGGCACAGCAUCCGCCGUCCUUUUCGACGGUCAAGAUUUCCGGCCAUAUGCCCUCACCAGCAACCGCGGCAACAUUGCUGGUACCAUUUCCCGCAUCUUCACUGAGCACAGCAACUUCUUUGACAAGGGCGGUUCACCACUGCCGCUUGUCUUUGUCGUGCUCAUCGGCUUGGGCAUCUCCCUGGCGUUGAUGCUGUUAAUUGUUGUGGCUGGCUUGCUUCUUGAUAGGCUACGCAAGAAGCGCGAGGGGUAUGUUCCUGCUCCAACAUCCAUGUAUGACCGUGGGAGCGGCAUUCAAAGGAUACCGCCUCAUGAGCUGUUGGAGAACUUGAGCAAGGGCCGGUCAGGGGCUCCUCAGGUUUAG
Molecule: messenger RNA, 3717 nt
Organism: Podospora anserina S mat+
Lineage: Eukaryota; Fungi; Ascomycota; Sordariomycetes; Sordariales; Podosporaceae
Exons: 1
Coding region: 1-3717 (1238 amino acids)
Biological process (GO): positive regulation of establishment of bipolar cell polarity regulating cell shape
Cellular component (GO): plasma membrane of growing cell tip
Molecular function (GO): protein binding
Source: RefSeq, a predicted model, not a curated record